Messenger RNA from Carya illinoinensis, 1595 nucleotides. Its product is annotated as adenylate isopentenyltransferase 3, chloroplastic-like. Gene Ontology annotation, molecular function: tRNA dimethylallyltransferase activity. Gene Ontology annotation, cellular component: mitochondrion. The transcript is spliced from 2 exons. Gene Ontology annotation, biological process: cytokinin biosynthetic process; tRNA modification. The record is from RefSeq and is a predicted model, not a curated record. The coding region runs from base 148 to 1146 and encodes 332 amino acids. NCBI's taxonomy places the organism in Eukaryota, Viridiplantae, Streptophyta, Magnoliopsida, Fagales, Juglandaceae.
CGAUGCACUUGGAGCCCUCUAUAAAUUCGAUCUCAUCCCCUUAGGCUUUGUCCCCAUAGUUCAACUUCCAGCUCUCAAAUAUCCCCAUCUUUGAUCCUUGUUAUCAAUUAUCAUUGACAUAUAAGUCUAGAAAGUAGGUUCUUCAUCAUGGGGUUUUCCAUGUUCAUGUGCAAGCAAUUAACACGAACACUAUUAGAUAAUUUCUCAUCUGGUAUGCUGAAAAUGGAUGUCGUCUUCAAUCCUCGGAGACACAGAGAAAAGGUAAUCAUUGUAAUGGGAGCAACCGGAACCGGCAAGUCAAGACUUUCCAUCAAUCUCGCAAACCAUUUUCCGGCAGAAAUCAUCAACUCCGACAAAAUGCAAGUGUACGAGGGACUUGACAUAGUCACCAAUAAAGUAACCGAGGAAGAGCAACGUGGGGUGCCACACCAUCUGCUAGGGAUACUAAAUCCCAAUGCAGAUUUCUCUGUCACAAACUUCUGUAACAAGGCAUCACUUGCCAUCGAGUCAAGUUUGGGACGAGGCCGGCUCCCGAUCAUCGUCGGGGGCUCAAAUUCCUACAUCAAGGCCUUAGUCGACGAUGACGACUACAUGUUCCGAUCGAAGUAUGAAUGUUGCUUCCUCUGGGUUGAUGUGUCAAUGCCUGUGCUCCGCUCAUUUGUUUCAAAAAGAGUAGAUCAAAUGCUUGAAAAUGGCAUGGUGGAUGAGCUGAGAAAAAUGUUUGAUCCCAAUGCAGAUUACUCAAGGGGGAUUAGAAGAGCAAUUGGGGUACCAGAAUUUGAUCAAUAUCUUAGAAACGAACCAUUUUUAGAUACAGAACAACGUGGGAUGUUAAUCCAAGAAGCAGUAAGUCAAAUGAAGGAAAACACAUGCAGAUUAGCAUGCCGGCAACUGGGGAAAAUUCAUCAGCUUAGAAACAUGAAAGGGUGGAAUAUGCACAGGUUUGAUGCCACCGAAGUGUUUCAAAAGCAGGGCAGAGAAGCAGAAGAGGCUUGGGAUCAGCUUGUUGCUGGACCAAGUGCAGUGAUUGUGGGUCAGUUUCUUUACAAUUUUGCCCCCACCACCACCUCCAUGAUCCCUAAAAAUGUAGCAGGGUUUAAAGUUAUGAGGAACGUAGGACCUGCCAUUGCAACCGCAACUUACUAGAGAUCGAGCAAAGUUGAGAUACUCUAUAAUUUUUUGACCCAAAUGCUUUCUACAAUUCAAAGAGAAUUCGAACAUAAACAGACACAAUUUGUGAACCUUAUAACAUUAAUGCUGCCAAUGACCAAAGUGGAUUCCGGCAUUAAUGAUUGCGGAGUUUACUCACUGUGUUUAUAUUUUUUUAAAUUGUAGAAAGUGUUUACACGUCAGAAGAUUACAGGAAAUCUUGAUCUCAAACCCUAUCAUGCGGGUUUUCUUUUUUUCUUUUUUUCUUUUUUUAAUGCGAAUAAACCAUCUUGUCAUUUGAGGUGAGAAAUAAAAGAGUGUAAAGAUCAUACCGAGCUUGUAAUUUCAACCAAGGAAGUUGAAACAUGAAUCAUUUUUCGUUUGCAAGUUUUGUAUUGGUUUACUCUCCAUCAUUUGAAGCUAAUAGUAACAUAUGUCACUCGAUA